AUGUCGCUCAGACCCAAUGCUAGAACUGAAGUUCGUCGCAACCGUUACAAGGUUGCCGUCGACGCCGAUGAAGGUCGCCGGAGAAGAGAGGACAAUAUGGUUGAGAUCCGGAAAAGUAAGCGUGAAGAGAGUCUAUUGAAGAAGAGACGUGAAGGUCUUCAAGCUCAGUUCCCUACUCCUCUUCAGUCUUCCUCCAUUGUCGAGAAAAAGUUAGAGAGUCUUCCUGCAAUGAUUGCUGGGGUUUUAUCGGAUGAUAAUACUCAACAACUCGAAGCAACUACUCAAUUUCGGAAAUUGCUUUCAAUUGAACGCAGCCCUCCAAUCGAGGAAGUAAUUCAAUCGGGUGUUGUUCCUCGUUUUGUUGAAUUUCUAGUGAGGGAGGAUUUUCCUCAACUUCAGUUUGAGGCUGCUUGGGCACUCACAAACAUAGCUUCUGGAACUUCUGAGAACACUAAGGUAGUAAUUGAUCAUGGGGCAGUACCAAUAUUUGUCAAGCUACUUAGUUCACCUAGUGAUGAUGUUCGGGAACAGGCUGUGUGGGCAUUGGGAAACGUUGCCGGUGACUCCCCUAGGUGCCGUGAUCUUGUUCUAAGCAAUGGUGCCCUGAUCCCGCUGUUAUCCCAGUUGAAUGAACAAGCAAAGCUUUCAAUGCUGAGAAAUGCCACAUGGACCCUGUCAAACUUCUGUAGGGGCAAGCCACAACCUCCAUUUGAUCAGGUGAGGCCUGCGCUCCCUGCUCUUGAGCGUUUGGUUUUUUCCAGUGAUGAAGAAGUCUUGACAGAUGCAUGCUGGGCUCUCUCAUAUCUCUCUGAUGGGACAAAUGACAAAAUUCAAGCUGUGAUUGAGGCAGGUGUAUGUGGCAGACUUGUGCAGCUCCUUCUGCACCCAUCUCCUUCAGUGCUGAUUCCUGCACUUCGCACGGUGGGAAAUAUUGUAACUGGAGACGAUAUGCAGACUCAGGCUAUUAUCAACCAUGGUGCACUCCCAUGCCUUUUGAGCCUGUUGACCCAUAAUCAUAAGAAAAGUAUCAAGAAAGAAGCUUGCUGGACUAUAUCAAACAUCACAGCCGGAAACAAAGAGCAGAUACAGGCUGUUAUUGAAGCUGGUCUGAUUGCUCCCCUAGUUAAUCUUCUUCAAAAUGCUGAGUUUGACAUUAAAAAAGAAGCUGCAUGGGCACUCUCUAAUGGUACAUCUGGCGGUACACAUGAGCAAAUCAAGUACUUGGUGAGCCAGGGUUGCAUAAAGCCUCUGUGUGAUUUGCUUGUUUGCCCUGAUCCAAGAAUUGUUACUGUCUGUCUGGAAGGUCUUGAAAAUAUUCUGAAGAUUGGAGAAGCAGAGAAGAGCUUUGGUAACACGGGAGAUGUCAAUUCAUAUGCUCAAGCUAUUGAUGACGCCGAGGGAUUGGAAAAGAUUGAAAACUUGCAGAGUCAUGACAACAAUGAAAUUUAUGAGAAAGCUGUUAAAAUUCUUGAGACAUAUUGGUUGGAAGAUGAAGACGAGACACUACCUCCAGGCGAUGGUUCUCAAGCUGGUUUUAAUUUUGGAGCCAAUGACCUUCCGGUCCCAUCUGGUGGAUUCAACUUCAGUUGA
Vicia faba (fava bean) is the source of this 1590-nucleotide messenger RNA. NCBI's taxonomy places the organism in Eukaryota, Viridiplantae, Streptophyta, Magnoliopsida, Fabales, Fabaceae. The record is from the annotation of a GenBank genome assembly.